Messenger RNA from Astyanax mexicanus (Mexican tetra), 3353 nucleotides. It is a transcript of the gene tex264a, whose product is annotated as testis expressed 264, ER-phagy receptor a. NCBI's taxonomy places the organism in Eukaryota, Metazoa, Chordata, Actinopteri, Characiformes, Acestrorhamphidae. Gene Ontology annotation, biological process: protein-DNA covalent cross-linking repair; reticulophagy. The record is from RefSeq and is a predicted model, not a curated record. The transcript has 4 exons. Gene Ontology annotation, cellular component: endoplasmic reticulum membrane; autophagosome membrane; replication fork. The coding region runs from base 306 to 1265 and encodes 319 amino acids.
GGCAGGAAGCGGAGCUCAGUAUUGAGGGAAAUAAAGCGGUCAGCUGUGUCAACAGACCACAGGGUAACAACAUCUCUACAGUCCGUUUAACACCGUGAAUCUUCCUGGGCACGUUUUCACGGUUUUUCCGGGGAAUUUUACCGUGACAUUAGCGCAGUAGGGUUGUUCGUUCUUAACGCGUACAGGCUGGGCUGAGCGUUUAGCUGAGCUGGAUGGUUAAUGAGUAUUUUGCUGGUAGUUUUAUCAGUAACUCAACACAGUGGAAGUGAUUUGUUGUAACAGGAGCAGGACAGCUGACCGGUAACAUGUCUGACUUUAUUAUUUUAUGUCUGAUCGGUGUUCUGGUGGUGAGUCUGGUCUUGACUCUGCUCGGUUUGGUGUUUUACUCCGGACUUCUCUCCGAGGUCGUUAUUCGCACAGGAUCUCCGCCGGUCAAGCAGAUCACCAUCGCCUACAAAUUCAAGAAAGGCUCCUACAAGGAGAGCGGAGCUGCCUUCACCGAGAGCUGCAGCAUUGCCCCCAAACUCUGCUCCAUUGGGGUGUACUACGAUGACCCCAACCAGACUCAGGCUGAUUGUUGCCGGUAUGCAGUGGGGAGUAUCCUGAGUGAGGAUGAGGAGAAGCCCGAUGAAGAGCUGCAGCGUCUGUAUGAGAAGUUUGGGUUCAGGGUCAUCUCCUUCCCUGAGGUCUCCUGUGCUGUGACUUCCUCUUUCCCAAACAGAUGCCCACUGUCCCCCAUCUGCGGGGCAUACAGAGUCUUCCCUGAACUCAACGCCUACGUAACCGAAAGAAGACUUUCUGCGUAUCCUUUCCUGGAGAUUUGCAAGGGAGACCUGAUCCACUACAUGUGCCCACUGGAGAAUCAGGAGAGCUUUUUCGUACCUGAGCUCCUAGAGAAGGAAACAAGGGAUGAGGAGGAGCCAAAGGAGGCAGAGGCAGACGCAGAGGAAGACAACAAAGGCGAUGAAGUCACAGAGACAGGCGAAAGCUGUUGGGUUGAGAGCAGCGUGGAGAUCCAGGAGGCAGGUGUGUCGGGUGCUGAGAGCAGAGAAGCUGUGGAAGACCCGCCAGCGGAGCAGCAGAGUGCAGAGCAGGACGAGGGAGACGGACACAGCGAAGAAGCCGACCAGGAGGCCAAGGGCUCCAGCGAGUCUUUAGGCAGUGGCUCCUCGUUUGAAGAACUGGACAUGGACAUGGAGGAAGCAGAGAAAGAGAAUACAGAUGGAGAGAAGGAACAGUUGGGGGACAAUGAAGAAAAAGCAUAAAGAAGUGCAGGAAAGGAAAAAAGGGAUGUGUGUGUAUGUGUGUGUGAGUUUAAAGAAGAAGAUAAUUAAAGCUAUUUUGUUCCUUAAAGGUAUAAUAAGUAAUGUUUUUCACUUUUCACGAUUUUAACACACAUGUAAAUCUGCCGCUUGGGGAAAAUGACGGAAAUAAUACGAGCAAUGGCUGUUAAAGAGUAAUUAAAACACUUUAUAACAAUGUAAUAAAUACCACAGUUUAAGAACAUACAGCUCUGGGAAAAAUUAAGAGACCACUUUUCAGUUUCUGAAUCUGUUUUUUCUGAUUUUGCUAUUUAUAAGCAUAUGUUUGAGUUAAAUGAACAUUGUUGUUUUAUUCUAUGAACUACAGACAAAAUUUCUCCCAGAUUCCAUAAAAUAAUGUUAUUUAAAGCAUUUAUUUGCAGAAAAUGAGAAAUGAAACAAAAAAAGAUGCAGAGUUUUCAGAAAGUUCAUAUUCAUAAAGUUUUAAGAGUUCAGAAAUCAAUAUUUGGAUGUGGAAUAACCCUGCUUUUUAAUCACAGUUUUCAUGCAUCUUGGCAUAUUCUCCUCCACCAGUCUUACACACUGCUUUUGGAUAACUUUAUGCAUUUACUCCUGGCGCAAAAAUUCAAGCAGUUCAGUUUGGUUUGAUGGCUUGUGAUCAUCCAUCUUCCUCUUGAUUAUAUUCCAGAGGUUUUCAAUUUGGUAAAAUCAAAGAAACUCAUCGUUUUUUUUUUUCCAGAGCUGUAUUAAAAGUAAGACCAUAACAUCUAAUCAGGCCUAUGAUUUAGUCAAGAGCACUUGUUUUAGUUUAAAAUAAAACCAGGAAUCAUUACUAAGGAGAACCAACUUCCAUUAUGCAUUUGUCUUUGUGGAGAGUGGAGAAGACCAACAAGUCCAUCUAGAACAUCUAGAAGCUCUGCUGUCAUGGUGUGUUGUUCAAUUUACUGGCACUCUGACAGCCCAAUAUUACAUUAAUAAGGCCCUGUAACCGCUGACCCUAACUUGUCUGAAUGCACACUUCUGUGUGCUAAUCUAACAAGACAAUGCUUGUCCUCAUGCUGCUGCUGUCUCAGGAGAUUGCCUGAAAGACACAGAUACUACGUCUUCACUAGUUAAAACGUGUGGGUUGCUAUAUAGCUUGCUAUGAGCACUCCUACACUACAUCAAAAUAUGCAGGAAUAUUUGAGCUGCAUGGGAUGAUACUGUAUAUCACAAACACCAUUAGGAACCUCUACAACUUUACAACAAAUGUACAACAAAUGCAUAUGGCAUGUUUACGUUUCACGCUACUUAUUGCCCCUUUCAGUCUACAUUUUUAACCAUUUCAUUGAAAUCAAACAAUUUUUCAUUAAAACCAUGGGCUUAUUCGUUGCUGGAAUAAAAACCUGCAGCCACACCAGCCAAUCACAGAUGAGUUUAGUCACCCCUAUAUACAAAUACAAAUAAUUUACAAAUUAAAUCACCUGGUCAAAUUUGAGGUGUCUCUUAGCUGCUCUUUUGUAAUCGUUUAUUAAGUUUCUUGAAACUACUUAUUGUAUCUUUAAUGAAUCACAAAAAAGCUCAUUUUCAUGACAAAUCACCCUUUUCAGGGCUUUGGAUUAAAAUAGUAACUAACACAAUCCAAGCACAAAGGAUUUUCGAGCUUUGUAUUGUGUUAUCAUACAAUGUAAUCGAUGCCUGUGCUGCUUUCUCUGCUUUUGAAGUUUAUCUUAUUCCUAAAGUGGAAAAAAUACUCAUAAAAUUAUAACUAAUAAACCUUAAAUAUUUAUCCACACAAUAAUCUGUUAAUCUUUUAUAAUCUGUUAUUAUUUAUGAAACAAUGUGUUCUGUAGAUUAAAAAUUGUAAGAAUGAAUGAAUUGAUAAAUUGAUUAUUUUCAUUGUCAGUUUUUGUAGGUCUGUCUACACAUAAUUAUGGAGUAUAAUGAUGGUAAAGGUUGUUAUUCUGGUUAAUAACUUCUUCUUUUAAUCAUAUGGUCUUUAUAAAACACUCUCGUCCUUCUGCAUGUGACCGACGUGUUUGUUGUUGAUAACAGACGUCUUUAAAAAAAAAAAAUGUAUGAACAAAAGGAUUAAAACGGCAGUGUAAUCUC